Erigeron canadensis is the source of this 2433-nucleotide messenger RNA. Its product is annotated as transcription factor IIIB 60 kDa subunit-like. The record is from RefSeq and is a predicted model, not a curated record. The transcript is spliced from 18 exons. The coding region runs from base 397 to 2244 and encodes 615 amino acids. Lineage: Eukaryota; Viridiplantae; Streptophyta; Magnoliopsida; Asterales; Asteraceae. Gene Ontology annotation, molecular function: RNA polymerase III type 3 promoter sequence-specific DNA binding; RNA polymerase III general transcription initiation factor activity; TBP-class protein binding. Gene Ontology annotation, biological process: transcription preinitiation complex assembly; transcription by RNA polymerase III; DNA-templated transcription initiation. Gene Ontology annotation, cellular component: transcription factor TFIIIB complex; nucleus; transcription preinitiation complex.
GGAAUUAGUCCUGGAGCCUCUCCGCCCUCAAAAACCCUUCUUUACCAAAGAGAUAUAAACAUCUUCCCUAUUAUUUUUUUUAAGCAGGAAAGACUUAUUUAAUACCCUAAAUAAAAUAAAAUAGACCAAUUGCCGUGCUUGUUCAGCCUCAUCGGCGUCUGUCUGCAAUCGGAGUGGGGUAAAUAGUUGUUUCUUGAAUCAUCGGAUCUCCAAAACUUGUUGGGGUUACGGCUAAAACUGUUAAUGCCCAUGCUAGGGUUUUAGGCUCGUAACGCCUGGGUUUUUAGGCCCUCCAAUUUUAACGCUUUUCCAAAUUUAGACAAAUUUUCAAGUGAAGUUAUACACUAAUAAUACGAUUGUUCAUUAUAAAGCAGCUUGAGACGCCCAAAUAAAAUUAUGACUUGGUGCCCUCAUUGUGUCAAAAAUAGCCAAACACAUCGUGAUCACACCACCGGCAGCGUAUGCUGUGUUGAUUGCGGAAAAGUCAUAUCUCAAGAUUUAUAUACAGAGGAUGCUACUUUUGUUAAAGAUGCCGGCGGAGGGGCUCGUCUGGCAGGCAACCUUGUUAAAAUGGGAAGUGCUUGUUCCGAGUCACAUAUAAGAACCCUAAACAAAGGGAACACGGUAAUCUAUGAACUCACAGACAAAUAUGGGAUCACCAACGUCGAUCACGCUACUAAAUAUUACCAGAUAGCUGUUGAGCGUGGCUUUACAAGGGGACGUAGAACAUCUCAAGUUGCAGCUGCCUGUCUUUAUGUUGCUUGCCGGGAACUAGAAAAACCUUUUCUGCUUAUUGAAUUUUCCAGUGAAUUAGGUGUUAGUGUCUACGAGUUAGGCACUGUGUAUUUACAACUAUGCAAGCUGCUAAGCCUCCAGGAUCAUCCCUUUGUUCAAAAACCAGUUGAUCCUAGCCUUUUUAUGCAUAGAUAUACAAGUGGACUAAUGAAAAAUGAUGAUAGUAAUAAUAAGAAAGUUCUGAACACUGCAUUGCACCUUGCAGUUAGCAUGAAAAGAGACUGGAUUCAGACUGGGAGGAAACCUAGUGGUAUAUGUGCCGCGGCUAUCUAUGUUUCUUCAGUGUUACAUGGAUAUAAUUUUUCAAGAGCAGAUGUUGUUAAAGCUGUACACAUAUGUGAAGCAACAUUGACAAAGCGAUUGAUUGAAUUUGAAAAUACAAAAGCUGGGAGUUUAACAAUUGAAGAAUUUACAAAUGAAGCUAUGAAAUUCGAGAAGGAUAUGCGGUACUGCAAACAAUCUGCCAUUGACAUAAAGAUGCCUGGAGCAACGGAAGUGGUCUGCCAGCAUAAAAACAGUGCUGUUCAAUCUGGUUUUGGCCUUUGUAGGAACUGUUAUCUGGAGUUCUGUGGGGGACUUGAUGGUUCUGAACCUCCAGCAUUUCAACGUGCUGAAAUGGAAAGAUUAUCCAAGGAAUCAGUGAAAAGUAUGACGGACUCAACUCUUAACAAAGAGCCCCUCCCAAAAACUACUGCGAAUGGAAAUGGUAGUCAACAUUACAGUGAACUCCAAGCAAAUGCCAAAGAAAGGUAUGAAGGCUCCUCACUAGAGUUCCAAUGUGCUUCUCCCAACUCUGGAAAAGUCGACAGAAUUGGUGAUACUGUAGAUGCUUUUGAAAACUCGAAGGACCCCCCUGCUACUGUUGAUGAAACAGAUACCCUCUCUGAAAUUGAUGAUCAUGAGGUUGAUUUUUACCUGCACACUGAGGAUGAAACUCGGCUUAAGGAGAUCGUAUGGACACAUAUGAACCAAGAUUACAUACAGGAAGAAGCUGCUAAGAAAGCUGCGGCAGCUGCUGCGGCAGAAGCUGCGCGUAAGCUCUAUACCGGGACCUCGGAGGAAAUACGUGAAGCACAGGCACUUGCUGCAGCAACAGCUGCAGCUGUUGCAAGCAAAAAAGAGAAAGAUAAACAUAGGCGAGCUAUGGAGGCCAAGAAUGCUAAGCCUGCCCAAACUGCUGCAGAAGCUGCUGGUCAAUUGUUCACAAAAAAGAAAUUAAGUUCCAAAAUUAACUAUGAUGCGCUAAAGGAUAUCUUUGAUGACGAGCCAAGUCCAAAAAAGAGCCGUAUUGAAGAUGAGGAUGACGGAUCUGGGAAGGAACCUAAAGAAACAAACGACAACGAAUAUAAUGAUGAUGAAACAGAAGGUCACGAAUGGAACUAUGAUGAUGAAUACCAAAUGGAUGGCGAUGUUUAUGAUGAUGAAGAUGCGUAUCUUGAAGAAUAUUGAUUACAACAUCGGAUUGCAUUAUUUCAGAUAUCACUAUUAUUUCUAUUUUUUACAAUCUCCAUACAAAGUUCAUAGUGAUCAAAUUUAUAUUAGUUUAAGAUGAUUGUUUAUCUAUUAUAACUUGUUGGUCAGAAAUUAUUAUUAUUAUUAUUAGUUUGAUAGUUUCUAGAGAAAAUUACAUUUUUAGUA